ACCUACCUAACCUUACUAUCUUAAAACUCACUCUUAAGAACUUGACUUAUAAAGUACACGUAGUCAGUGAUUCAUAAAAGUGCAUUAUCAUAUUCCGAGUAUGGCUAUUCCUAUCCUAUAAUGCAAAUCGCUUGCUUGCUUGCUUGCUUCGCUUUGCUAGGGCUCACGCCCUUGUCUAGAACACCUGAGUGUUGUUGUAUCCGCCUCUUAAUUUUUAGGCUACUAACGAAAACUCCUCGAGAUCGACACGUUAUAGUCACUCCAAACCUCCUGCGCGGUUGGGCAGUCAUGCAGGGCGAGAAAAAAAAAUCGAACUUCCUCUUCUCAAAAACUCUUUAGGGUCCAAAGUGGCCCAUCUAAGUUCCGUCCCUGCGUCUUUCUAGGGCGGACCUAAGGCGGACCUAAAUUUCCGCAACAUGCGCACAUUAAAUCAAUCAGGUAAAGUCUCAGGUUUGCAUCUGAACCACCCCCAUUUAUGCCGCUCCAAGCUGCCCAAUAUAUCACCAAAAAAAAAGAACAAAAAAAACCUUCAAUGUCCAACGCCGGGGAAUGCAGUGACAGGUACCCAACCUAUCCAAACAAUGCCUCCUCAAGGCGUUGAAGAAUAGAAAGCUGUCCCACUCCACCCAGAUGCAUAUUAGGAUAUCGCUUGCCGACAAAAAUAUGCUUGAAAUGAAAUGCGAAUAAGUGUCGUCCGUAAGAAUACCAAAUGGUAUCAUGCGAGGCCAAAAAAAAGAAAGGGUAUUUUGGUAACGGUACAAGGUAUCGAAAGAGAUUCGGAACCAACGUAGCGCCGACUACG
This is a messenger RNA of Daldinia caldariorum, 802 nucleotides long. RefSeq lists its product as uncharacterized. The coding region runs from base 121 to 339 and encodes 72 amino acids. NCBI's taxonomy places the organism in Eukaryota, Fungi, Ascomycota, Sordariomycetes, Xylariales, Hypoxylaceae. The record is from RefSeq and is a predicted model, not a curated record. The transcript has a single exon.